This is a messenger RNA of Protomyces lactucae-debilis, 3038 nucleotides long. Its product is annotated as kinase-like domain-containing protein. The coding region runs from base 210 to 2738 and encodes 842 amino acids. Gene Ontology annotation, cellular component: cytoplasm. Gene Ontology annotation, molecular function: ATP binding; protein serine/threonine kinase activity. The record is from RefSeq and is a predicted model, not a curated record. Gene Ontology annotation, biological process: protein autophosphorylation; peptidyl-threonine phosphorylation; actin cortical patch assembly. The transcript has a single exon. NCBI's taxonomy places the organism in Eukaryota, Fungi, Ascomycota, Taphrinomycetes, Taphrinales, Protomycetaceae.
UCUGGACCUUGUACACGACCAAUUCUCCUCUGCUGGACUCGAUACUGGAGGCAACAAACGGCCUAAUACACUGGGCCUCCUACAAAGCAGGGUGAUAUAGAAGCAGACUUGCUUGGCCCGCGUCUUGAUCUGAACAGCGCCAACACUCCCUCUUCUUUUGGCAAAAGCACACUCCGCGCUGAACAGAGCAUACAGACGCCUCUUGACAGAUGGCAGACUCAAUUUCGAAGAUGCCGCAUCUUGCACCUGGCACGAGAAUCAAAGUCGGGCAGUACAGCACCAAAGUGGUCCGAUAUUUAUCAGAGGGCGGCUUCUCGCAUGUCUAUAUUGCCAAACUUGACAUACCAAUCAAGGGCAGCGACGUCGCUGUGUUGAAAAGAAUCAUCGCUCCGGACAAGGCGGCUCUCUCCGCCAUCAGGACAGAAGUGGAGACGAUGAAGAAGCUUCGCGGCCACCGCCAUAUUGUGAUGUAUUACGAUUCCCAUGCCACUGAGCUAAAAGGCGGAGGCUUCGAGGUCUAUGUUCUGAUGGAAUACUGCGCUGCGGGCGGUCUCAUCGACUUUAUGAACACGCGCUUGCAAACGCGAUUGGCGGAAUGGGAAGUGCUUAAGAUCUUCAGCGACACUGCUGAAGCCGUGGCCUGCAUGCACUAUUUACGACCCCCAUUGCUCCAUCGAGACCUGAAGAUUGAAAACGUCCUCAUCUCAAGCCCGGACUGCUACAAGCUUUGUGAUUUUGGGUCUUGCAGUGAAGUUCGGCCGGCGGCGACCAACUCCCAAGAGCGUAGGUUGCUAGAGGAUGACAUUCAAAAGAACACAACGAUUCAGUACAGAUCUCCAGAAAUGGUAGACACAACCAGGAGACUGCCUAUCGAUGAGAAGAGCGAUAUCUGGGCUCUCGGUGUAUUACUCUACAAGCUAUGCUACUUCACCACACCAUUUGAAUCCCAAGGACAGAUGGCUAUCCUUAAUGCGGCCUAUACAUUUCCUCCUUUUCCGCCUUAUACCGACAGAACUAAGCGACUUAUUGCUGUCAUGCUUCAAGAGAAUCCAAAAGAUCGGCCGAACAUCUACCAGCUUCUCGCGGAAGUUUGUGCCAUGCGCAACACAAAGGUGCCCAUCCCUGAUAUCUACAGCCGGUCAGUGAAAGCCGUCUCGCAAGUACGCUCUCGUCCUCCUAGUGUUGGACGCGAUGUUGCUGAGCCCGUGCUCGCAUUUGAUGACGAAAACACCGCAAAAAGCGCUGUCGUCUCAGAAAAGGAACCGAUGCGACGAGGACGACCUGUGCGGCAAGCAUCAUCUCCAGAAUUGACUGCAUCACGAGGCAGAUCAACUGCAACAUCCGGAGUCGAUGACAUACCUAUGCCAGCUCCUGCCUUUGAGGAUGAUUUCACUACAAAGUUUCCGACACUCGAUGAGUUGGAUGCUGCUUUGGUGUCAACUCCGCGUCAAGUAAUCCAGCCACAGCCACGCCCUUCAGAUCAGCCUACCACAGUGGGAGACAAGAGACGAGAUAUCCCUGGAGUGAUUCAGGCAAGUUCUAGUACUGCCUCACGACCAGCAGGCUGGGAAGUUCGUGUACAACAACUCGCCCAGAAGGGCGAGGGAUCCCGCCAAACAACUCAUUCGGCUCUUGAUGGGCCUCAGCGUGCUGGACCUGUUAUGGUCGCGUCGCCUCGGCACGCGCUGCAGAAUGGCUCCCAGGAGCUUCGCGAUCUUCCUCGGAACACAACACAGCACUUGGAAGCGGGCUUCCGUCCACGGCCUCAAGUAGUGAACAGGUCCUCUCAGACGUCGCCAAAGCAAAGAGGUCAGCAAACACAAACGUCUCCGCCGAAAGGAACAUCCACGGCGCCGUUAUCGGGAAAGCCACGCAUCGCAGACAAGCCACCCACAUGGCAAACAUUCUCAGGGAAAGAGUCUACAGCUACAUCGCACGAUGUUCAGUCUUUCGCUACUCCUGCUCCAGUGCGUGCGCGGCCGUUGACGAUACAUGUUGCUCCCGCAGCUGAAUCUCGAAGUUCAUUUGCAGUCCCUCGGCCGCCAUCGCGCCCGGCCUCUGCCGCAGAGUCGCGAGCUUCGGACGUCCAGCCAAGCGAAUCCCUGGAGAGUUCUACGGCUGCACAAAUUAGGAGAUCAGCCAGCAGUGGCCAUGGGAAGCAUCACAAGCGACCAAGCCUCACACAGAUUGGCUCGUUCUCCGGUGCCGCAAAGACGCUGGUGAAUGGCAAAUUCGGCGAGGCCUUUCGCAAAUUUGAGUCUACAGGAUCGAAGACAAAGACACAGACAGCGCAAAGCUCUGAGCCGCUAUUCGUCGAGGAAGUGGAUGAUCUGCCGGAUCAUAUCACAAGUCAUUUGAGAACCACGAGUGCUCGCAGGUCGCUCAGCUAUGGUCGGGCGCAAGCCACAGCGGGAGCGUUGCAUGCCGCAAGCCAGCAGCAAGAGAACAGCAAUGUCGAUCAAAGCUCCUACAGCGUCAAAGAAGCCAUGCGCAGGCUGAAGGAAAAGGCAGCACAGCCGUAUGAAGUGAAGAAGACCGCGACAGGAUAUGGAAAGUACACAGAUGAACCGCCCACGCGGUCUGCUACGGUGAUUCCCACAACGCGGGUUGCUGCACGGCAACAGAUUGCUGCACAGACACCUGUUGAACACCAGAAGCACCCUGCGCGCUCUGCGGGUGGGAGAGGCGAGGACGAAGACUUUGAGAAGAGAUAUCCGUCGCUGCCCUUCACAGUUUGAGUCGUAGCACAAAAGAAAAUCGCCUGCACCCGCAACUCUCCUUCCCCCCUUCCCUAUCCCUACAACGCUCCCUCAUUUGCAGAAGCUCUUCAGACUAUCCACCCGUCUCCUCCUCUUCUGCAUUGGCUUCUUUCCACUUCACAGCUACUCUGAAUCAUCACUUUGCAGGACAACAUCACAAUGUCUAUGCCUGCGCUCACCCAAGACUUUCUGCCAAGGGGCGAUCUAUCCAGCUACGCUCAUGCGCUGUGUGAGGAGCAAGACGUCGAUGCAGAGUCCUCGUACAGCCUAGAAGCACAC